CGUCAGAGUAGACGGUUGUUCUAUAAGAGCUUCAAGUGUAAAGUUAUUCGGUGCAAUUGGAGUUAAAUCGCUUAGCGAAAGUGACUUGCCAUAUAUUUGACGGCAAGAGAGCUCUUGAGACAAAAAAAGAGACAAAAACAAUAAACAAUACCGUUCGGUCUAGACGAACUUGCAGACGCGAUCUCGGCGACAAUAUCGCUUGGGGUGGCGAAGUGAAGUGCGGCUGAGGCUCACAAGUUUCAACAACAAAAAUCAAAACAAAUCACUCUAAAAGAAAAAAAAAACAAAACAUCAUGGCUGCUUCAUUAGCAAGAACAGAGGUGUCACUGCCACCGAAUAUCACGCUCUUGCCCACCAUACCUCGUCUAUCAAAAUUAUGGCAGACAAUCUUCAUGAUCUCCAUACUUAUAACAAUGAUAUGUAGUCAAACAACAACAACAGCAUUGGCGCACACGCCAUCCACCGAAGCACCGUUCUUUAUGCCGCAUUCGACUUUGCCGAAAGUUUGCCUUUACGAAAUGGGUUGCUUGCAGGGCAAACAUAUGCCUGGUUUAGGUGCGCACAAUUUCGAGGCAUUUCUGGGCAUACCGUACGCUUUGCCGCCAGUGGGCGAGCGUCGCUUUGCGAUUCCCAAAGCAUUUCCACGUUGGUGGGGUAUUUUGGAUGCGACCGCGCCGAAGCAGAAUUGUGUGCAAAAGAAUUACAUACUACCGAAUCCGGUGGUGGAAGGCGUCGAAGAUUGCCUUUACUUGAAUAUCUACAGACCAAUGACAGACGCCAAACAGUUACUGCCCGUUAUGGUUUAUAUACAUGGUGGCGGCUGGUUUAGUGGUAGUGCCAGUCCACUAUUACAUGGUCCCGAAUAUAUUAUGGAAACCAAAGAGGUCAUCUUGGUAUCCAUCGCUUAUAGAUUAGGACCUUUUGGCUUUCUCUCAACCGACGAUGCCAAUAUGCCCGGCAAUCUGGGUCUUAAAGAUCAAAAUUUGGCGCUGCGUUGGAUUAAACUCAAUAUCCGCGCUUUCGGCGGCGAUCCGGAGAAGGUAACCAUAUUUGGGCAAAGCGCUGGUGCCAUUUCUGUGCACCUACACAUGCUGAGUCGUCAAUCCGAAGGUCUCUUUCGUAGCGCUAUCACAAUGAGCGGCACCGCAAAUGUACCAUUUGCCAUUAAUGACUCACCGCUGCAACAGACACGUGACAUCGCUCGGUUUUGUAAUAUCAGUAAUGUGGAAGAGCUGAGCACCGCUAAACUCGCACGCGCUUUACGUGCGUUGAACGCCGAGGACAUAAUUAAUGCGGGAGAUAAACUCAAAUAUUGGAAUGUGGAUCCCAUGACGAAUUUCCGUCCAAUCGCGGAGAAGCACGGCGACGGACAUGCAUUUCUUACCCAACACCCUGUGAAAAUAAUGAAAGAGGGUAAAUACACGCCUGUGCCAUGGCUGAAUGGUGGCGUUCCAGGCGAGGGGGCAGUUCGUGUGUUCUCCAUCUUAGCCAAUGAAACGCUAAGACAACAAUUCAAUGCGAACUUUCACGAGUUGUUCGAAAAGUUGCUCGAGUUUCCAACGCACUUUACGCGCCCGCAGUUGACAGCAAAAACGCAGCUGGUCAUCGAUGAGUACUUUGGUGGUCGUCCAGUAAUCGACAAUACAACCGCGCAGGGUUUCCUUGACUGCAUCAGCGAUCGCGGCUUUCAUCAUCCCUACUACAAUGCCAUCCGUGCUUAUGUGCAUACAGUCGAUGUGAAAAAGUAUCCGGUCUAUUUGUAUAAGCUCAGUUACAAAGGUCAACAUAGCUUUACCAGCAUUUAUACGGGUGGCGUACCAAUCGGUGAAUUUGGUGCCGUACAUUGUGAUGAUCUAAUUUAUACCUUCCGUUCGCCUGUGAUAUUUGCCGAUUUCAAGCAGAGCUCGGCAGAUGCAUCUCUAGCCACGUAUUUUACCAGGAAUCUUGUUCAUUUCGCCAAAUAUGGCAAACCGUUGAAUGUAGACGCCUUAAAACCAUGUACGGCCGCUACAUUUGACCAGAAAUCGGAUGCAAUUUGUGAUUAUCAAGAAUUUUCGAAUUCUGGCAAUGAUUCUUUCAAAACUUCCACAAACAACAAGUUUCACGUGAAGCGUGCAAAACUAUGGAAUGCGAUUUUAGAAAUAGAUGAUUAGACUGAGGUUCGUUAGAGCAUUUAUUUAUGGAAUUUACUAAGUUUUAAUGUAGUAUCUUGAAAAAAGUGAGCACAAAACUCGCACAAACUGAGAUUUUAGCAUUAGCAUUUAGAUUUUUUA
This is a messenger RNA of Bactrocera tryoni, 2273 nucleotides long. Its product is annotated as venom carboxylesterase-6-like. Bases 294 to 2153 code for a protein of 619 amino acids. The transcript has 8 exons. Lineage: Eukaryota; Metazoa; Arthropoda; Insecta; Diptera; Tephritidae. The record is from RefSeq and is a predicted model, not a curated record.